AUGGCGGACGACUCCGAGGAACCCAGAUACCACGGGUUCGAGGAUCACGAUGAUAUCAAAGACUUCGCGUCUCAAGUCAACCAUGACCCUCGCUUGGCCCAGAUUAACCAGAAGCGGCGGGCGCUGAUGGUGUCGUCGGUGGGGGGAGGCGCCGAUGACGUGGAGAAUAACGUGCUGAAGUUCUUCUCCACCGAGGCCGAUCCUCGGCUCGAUCCCAACCUGGAGCAAUUCGACUCGAAAUACUGGAUGGAGCAGGUUCGCAACUUGUUCGAGUCCAAUGCCGAUUAUUUUAAGCCCAGUACGAUGGGUGUCGCCUACCGUAACUUGUCCGUGAAGGGUGCUUCGACUGCCUCUGACUACCAGCAAACUGUGCUGAAUUAUUUCCCCAAGCUUCUUCUGGCUCUCUGGGACAAGGUGAAGCCCAAGAAAUAUAAGGAGUAUUUCAACAUUUUGAACCCUAUGGAUGCGAUUAUGGAGCUGGGGCUGAUGACCGUCGUUUUGGGUAGACCUGGUGCCGGGUGCUCCACGUUACUCAAAACCGUUGCAGCUCAGACGUACGGCUUUACUGUGGACCCGAAAUCGGAAAUCACUUACGAUGGUCUCACUCCGAAAGAUAUCCAAACCCACUUGCGUGGUGACAUCAUAUUCUCGGCCGAACUGGACAUCCACUUCCCUAAGCUUACCGUGGGGGAGACGCUCGAGUUUGCUGCGAGAAUGAGAACUCCCAAGAACCGUGGCCCCGGGGUCAAUCGUGAAGAAUAUGCCAGCUACAUGGCCCUGGUUGUGAUGGCUACUUUCGGUUUGCUCCACACCCGGAAUACUUACGUUGGUAACAACUUCAUCCGUGGUGUUUCCGGUGGUGAACGUAAGCGUGUCUCGAUCGCCGAAGCAUGUCUUAACGGUUCUAUCCUCCAGUGCUGGGAUAACGCUACCAGAGGUUUGGACUCGGCCACAGCCCUUGAAUUCUGUAAGGCACUUCGUACCGCGGCUAAGGUGUUGGGCAUUACCUCUUUGGUCGCCAUCUACCAAUGUUCGGAAGAAGCUUACCGGCAAUUCGACAAUGUGGUGUUGUUGUACAAGGGUCGCCAGAUCUAUUACGGGCUGACUGCUGACGCCAAGGAAUUUUUCAUCCAUCAAGGUUGGGAGUGCCCCUCUCGUUCAACCACUGCUGAUUUCUUGACUUCGUUGACCAACCCUGCCGAACGUCAAGUCCGUGAAGGUUAUGAAGGUAAGGUACCGCAAACCCCCGAGGAAAUGGAACAAUACUUUUUGCAACUGGACCACUACAAGCGCUUGAAGGAACGUGUCGACUCUUACAUUGACGGUGUUAGCCGUGACGAGGCCGUUGAUCGUAUCGGUGGUGCUCACAGGGCCCAACAAGCCGAUCACCUUAAGAAAACACUGCCUUUUACGGUGAAUUUCGCCAUGCAAACCAAGUAUCUUGUCAUUCGCAACUUCCAAAGAAUUCGCAAUGACCCUUCGGUUGAUCUUUUCUCGAUCGGGGCCCAAAUUGUUAUGGCUCUUAUCUUGUCUUCGGUGUUCUACAACCAGCAACGGAUUACCAACUCCUUCUAUUUUAGAGGUGCGGCUAUUUUCUUUGCGGUAUUGUACAACGCUUUCUCGUCUUUGUUGGAAAUUAUGGCUAUGUUUGAAUCUCGUCAGAUCGUGGAGAAACAGCGAGCGUUUGCAAUGUAUCAUGUUUCGGCUGAUGCAAUUGCGCUGAUUAUAUCUUCAUUCCCUACUAAGGUGAUGAUGUCGUUGGGUUUCAAUAUAAUCUUUUAUUUCAUGGUCAAUUUGAGAAGAAAUCCCGGGAACUUUUUCUUCUAUUUGUUGAUGACUUUUAUGUGUACCAUGAUUAUGUCUCAUUUGUUCCGGACGAUUGGUGCCAUUUCUAACUCGAUCGCCCAAGCUAUGACUCCUGCAUCGGUAAUUUUGUUAGGUAUUGUCGUGUUCACUGGUUUCGUCAUUACUUGGCCCACAAUGUUGAAGUGGACUAAGUGGAUUUUCUGGAUCAACCCUGUGCACUACAUUUUUGAAUCAUUGAUGUUGAAUGAGUUCCACAAUCGUGAAUUCGACUGUUCGGUGUUCGUGCCCAGUGGUGGUCCGUACGACAACGCGGAUCCUAUGUCUAGGUCAUGUUCUGCUGUUGGGUCUGUGCCUGGUAGAACCACUGUUCAGGGAACCGAUUUCUUGAGACUCUCGUACAACUUCUACAACGCUCACAAAUGGCGUAAUUUCGGGAUUGCUUGGGGCUUCCUUUUACUUUUCCUUUGCACCUAUCUUCUUCUUACAGAACUCAACCCCGGUGUGCGGUCUAGAGGUGAAGUUGCCGUUUUCAAGCAUCUGGCUAUGCGCAAGGCCAAGAAGCUCGCUAAGCAGAAGAAUACUGAUGUUGAGACUUUGGGGAACAAAAUGACGACGAAGGAAAAUGCCGAAUAUGUCGAGGAAGAGCCCAAUGAAGUGCAAAUUGGCGGUGAAUUUUUCCAAAAGCCUACUAUGCAAGACGAUGGUUUCCCCUCAGGUCAAAUCUUUUUCUGGGAUAGUUUGACUUACCAAAUUAAAAUCAAGUCGGAACAGCGUGUUAUUUUGGACCAUGUUGACGGUUGGGUGAAGCCUGGUACUUUGACUGCGUUGAUGGGUGCUUCCGGUGCCGGUAAGACUACGUUGCUUAACUGUUUGUCGGACAGAGUGACGACAGGUCAAAUUACUGAUGGUUCGCGGUACAUUAAUGGGCGUCCUCUUGAUUCGUCUUUCCAACGUCAAAUCGGUUACGUGCAACAAGAAGAUUUGCAUCUUCCCAAGCUGACGGUUCGUGAAUCGCUUCAAUUCCUGGCUUACUUGCGUCAACCUCCUUCGGUGCUGAAGAAAGAAAAGAACGCUUGGGUUGAACAAAUUAUUGACUUGUUGGAAAUGCGUGCUUAUGCUGAUGCGAUGGUUGGUAAAACUGGUUCGGGUCUUAACGUUGAACAACGUAAGCGUCUUUCGAUUGGUGUUGAAUUGGCUGCAAAGCCUAAGGUAUUGUUAUUUUUAGAUGAACCUACUUCAGGUUUGGACUCGCAAACUGCAUGGUCGGUGUGUAAGUUGAUGCGUAAGUUAGCUGACUAUGGUCAAUCAAUUCUUUGUACCAUUCACCAGCCUUCGGCCGUUUUGAUGCAAUCGUUUGAUCGACUUUUGUUUAUGCAAAAAGGUGGUAAGACUGUCUACUUUGGUGACUUGGGUCCUGAUUGCCAGACUAUGGUGAAGUACUUUGAAAACCACGGAUCGCACCCCUGUCCUCCUGAUGCUAACCCUGCCGACUGGAUGUUGGAAGUUGUUGGUGCUGCCCCUGGGUCACACGCUAAUCAAGAUUAUCACGAAGUUUGGAAUAACUCAGACGAAUGUCGUGCUGUUAAACAGGAAUUGGCUGAAAUGAGAGAGCGUUUGGUUUCUCGUCCCGUGGAUGACCUGAAGGAAUCAAAGCAGAAGUAUGCUAUGCCUAUGUGGGCUCAGUUCAAUGCUGAGCUCAGGCGUACUGUGACUCAAAUUUGGCGUAACCCUGAGUACAUAUACUCGAAAUAUUUCUUGAUCAUCUCCUGUUACAUUGCUAAUGGUUUCUUCUUCUUCAACUACUCGAAGGACAACAACCUCCAAUCGUUGCAAAAUCAAAUGUAUUCGGUUAUGAUGUCGUACAAUAAUUUCCCGACGAUUAUCCAACAGAUGUUGCCUGGUUUCAUUGAACAGCGUGAAAUCUAUGAAGUUCGUGAACUCCCCUCGCGUACCUUCUCGUGGUGGGCUUUCUUCACUGCUCAAGUGCUUUCGGAGCUUCCUUUCCAAUUCAUCGCUGGUACUUUAGCCUUCUGUUGCUACUACUGGCCUGUCGGUUUCUAUCGAAAUGCCGAAGUCACUCACACUGCUAGAGAACGUGGUGCGUUGUUUUGGUUGUUGGUGGUUUCCUUCAAUAUCUUCUGUACCACCAUGGGUCACUUGUGUAUCUCCUUCAUGGAAAGUGACCAGAACGCUUCUAAUUUGGCUGUUAUCUUGUUGACUAUGUGCUUGACUUUCUGCGGGGUGUUGGCCGGUCCCAAUGUUUUGCCAGGCUUCUGGAUUUUCAUGUACCGGUGCAACCCCUUGACUUACUUAAUUCAAUCUCAACUUGCUACCGGUCUCGCCCAUGCUCCCAUGCACUGCUCUGAGGCAGAGUUCGUUCAUUUUAAUGCUCCCGAAGGUAUGAAUUGUGGUGACUACAUGAAGGACUUCCUUUCUGCCGCGGGUGGUUUCCUUGAAGACGCUUCUGCCACUUCCUGCAAGUACUGUCAAUUCGACAACACCAACGACUGGUUGGCAAGUGUUAACGUGAAGUACUCCACCAGAUGGUGGUACUUGGGUAUUUUCUGGGCGUUCCCCGUAUUCAACGUUUUCGCGGGUGCAAUUCUUUACUACAUCUUCCGGGUGCCUAAGGGUAACAAGAUGAAGAACAAGGGUGGUGAAAAGCCUCCUCCUCCUCCACCUAAGGCCGCUCCCAUUACGGAAAAGUCUAACAACCAACUUACGUCAAGCUCUGACGAAACCGUGACUUGA
Diutina rugosa is the source of this 4557-nucleotide messenger RNA. Its product is annotated as pleiotropic drug resistance family ABC transporter. The transcript has a single exon. Gene Ontology annotation, biological process: xenobiotic detoxification by transmembrane export across the plasma membrane. The record is from RefSeq and is a predicted model, not a curated record. Bases 1 to 4557 code for a protein of 1518 amino acids. NCBI's taxonomy places the organism in Eukaryota, Fungi, Ascomycota, Pichiomycetes, Serinales, Debaryomycetaceae. Gene Ontology annotation, cellular component: membrane. Gene Ontology annotation, molecular function: ABC-type transporter activity; ATP hydrolysis activity; ATP binding.